This is a messenger RNA of Ilyonectria robusta, 1241 nucleotides long. Its product is annotated as S-adenosyl-L-methionine-dependent methyltransferase. The transcript is spliced from 11 exons. Gene Ontology annotation, molecular function: methyltransferase activity. Lineage: Eukaryota; Fungi; Ascomycota; Sordariomycetes; Hypocreales; Nectriaceae. The coding region runs from base 92 to 1072 and encodes 326 amino acids. The record is from RefSeq and is a predicted model, not a curated record.
GCCUGAUGCGUCUCUUGCUCCCGUAUUCCGUCCUCUCCAUCGUGAACGCCCUCACCUCUAUAUCGGCGACAUCUGCACGUUCCCUCCAACCAUGUGCCGGGACGAGAAUCAAGCUCCCCUGAUUGUGGCGGAUGAAGACACCGACUCAGCCCUGGGCGUGCGCCUCGAGGAGGAGUCCUCACUGGCAUCCCUCCGAUCCAGCAUCUUGCAGCACAAACAUGAAAAUGGCCGGAGGUAUCACUCAAUGAGUGAGGGGAAGUACAACUUUCCCAACGACGACCAAGAGAACGAGCGUCUUGAUUUGCAACAUCAGAUCUGGACUAUCCAGUUCGAUGGAGAGUUGGCUCUUAGCCCUGGGGCCUCCACGGCCAAGCGUGUCCUAGAUAUCGGCACUGGCACCGGGCUAUGGGCGAUUGACUUUGCUGAAUCGCACCCAGCGGCUGAGGUUAUCGGAGUUGACCUCAGCCCUGUCCAACCUCACUGGGUUCCACCGAACUGCCGAUUCGAGAUUGACGAUCUGGAGAAGGAGUGGACCUGGUCCACCCCGUUCGACUUCAUCCUUUGCCGUGGCAUGGCUGGCUGCUUUGCCGAUGUGCCAGCGCUGAUCCAGAAAGCCUACAACGCCCUCGAACCAGGCGGCUACUUUGAGAUUGCCGACCUCUCGCUGCCCAUGGGCUGCGACGACGGCACCAUCACCAAGGACUCGCAAGUGUGGAAGUACCACGAGGCGCUGUACGACGCGUCGGUCAAGAUCGGGCGGCCCAUCGGCAGCAUCGCCAAGGGCAUCCCGACGAUCGAGCAGGCGGGCUUCGUCGACAUCGUGCACCGCGAGUUCAAGUGGCCGUUCAGCUCGUGGCCGCGCGACCCCAAGCUCAAGGAGAUCGGCCGCUACCAGUGCGUCAACCUGGACAUGGGGCUCGAGGCCUUCUCGCUGGCGCUGCUCACGCGCGUGGCCGGCUGGUCCAAGGAGGAGGUGCUCGCCUGCUGUGCCGCGGUGCGCAGGGAGAUCCGGGACCGCAGGUUGCACGGUUAUUGGACCAUGCAUGUUGUUUACGCCCGGAAGCCUGAGUGAGGGCAUUACAGCGGCGACCCAGAAGGAACAGUGUUGUGAGACCUAGUCAAAGAGCGGCGUAACUAACAUGAAGCAUGACAAAUUGUUUGCAAAUCAAGCGAGCGAGGGAUUCUUGGAAACAGGUUGAAUAUUUCACGUCCAUUUGAGCUUCUAUUCCGCGAUUUCCAUC